Messenger RNA from Eimeria tenella, 399 nucleotides. RefSeq lists its product as uncharacterized. The transcript has 4 exons. The record is from RefSeq and is a predicted model, not a curated record. Lineage: Eukaryota; Apicomplexa; Conoidasida; Eucoccidiorida; Eimeriidae. The coding region runs from base 1 to 399 and encodes 132 amino acids.
AUGAGUCAUCUCUUCCAGCCUUUUUCCCUGGGGACCAAUGAAACCAUCGAAGAUGCGUUCAUUGCGCCCCCAGACAACAUUCAGGAAAGCAGAGAUGCUAUGGAGGAAGUCGAAAGACGUCUCCUUUAUGACGAUUUCCAAAAAUGCGGAAUUUUGCCAGAGUCCAUUUUGACUCUUUCGGAUCUUCUCACCCGCCUCCGGACUUCGAACCGGCAGUACGACGAGGAAAUGCUGCGUCGGAUUUACGCAGCUCUUUCUUCUUUCAAAGGCUAUCGAGAGCCCCACAUCACCGGCCGCGUCUUUCUAGAGGCCUACAUGAAGCGGGUACGAGCAGCAGCAGCAGCAGCAGCAGCAGCAGCAGCAGCAGCAGCAGCAGCAGCAGCGGCAGCGGUUUUGUGA